CACAGCCCACAACAACUUUUUUCACAGCUCACCGCCCAACCAAACACACCCUUAGUCUAGCAUACUCUAACCACCAUCCAAUUAGUCUCCUUAUAUGUGUAAUUAGCUUAGCAAUUAGCUAUAUUUAAUCCUAUUUAGCAUAAAAAUUGGCUAAAGCUUAGCCCCAAGAUCCAAAUAAGAACCCCAUAGAUAGAAAGAGCACAUAUCAAGUACAUCUCGUAUCCGGUAAUGCGUGCGAAGAAGGUGGCGUAGAAUCCGGCAAUGGUCAAGAUCCCCAUGGCCUGAGAUGCACAAGCAGCGGCCCACAGAGCUGACAGAACAUGGCCGUGAUCUCGGACAAGAGCAUGAGCGUCCCGGAAGUGAAGUGAGCCAGGCCGUAGGCCCACGUGUCAGGGAUACCCUUAUGCACACGAGGCUUGGGCCUUAUUGGGCACCCAGCCAGCCCAGACAGAAGAGAGAGAGAGGCGCUAGAUCCAUCCGACGAAAUCCCCUCCGAUCUGCCGCACCGGAGGAGGAGCGCCGCCGGUUUGCUCCGGCGAUGGAUCGCGACGGCCGCCCGGGUUGGCUGCCGUCGCUGGGCUUCGCCUUCCUCAGCUUCAACUGUGGGAUGGCCGUCUACCGUUCCUGGGACGACCCCUCAUCCGUCGCCUUCGUCGUCGUCGCCUACGUCGCGCUCAUCCUCCUCUUCCGCUGCCUCCACCUGCUCGAGCGCGCCGGCCCAGGCCACAGGGGCGGACAAGGCAUCAAGCUCGCCGUCUGGGGACUCUCCACGCUCCUCACGCUCAUGUUCUCAUCCAAGGUCGCCGACAUCAUGCCGCUCUGGGCGCAGCUGCUCGUCUGGGCCAUGGGGAUCUUCACCAUCGUCGCGGGCUUCUACGCCUUCUUCCUCGCACGCCCGGACGCACCUUGAUCUCCUCGAUUCCUCCUCGACCCACCACCACCGAAUGGAUACUUUAUCAGCUUGAGCUUCCAUUUACGUGGCCUAUGUCGUUGCAGCAUCUGGGAGGAGCCCGGAAAGAUAGUAAGUCGGAUGAACAUACUGGCAGUAGCUUUGAAUAAAUGAAACUCCGAUGUUUGAGAACAUUAGUUUGUUAUAAUACCCUGGAGAGCUUGUUUUUGUGUUGAAAGGUUUGACAUUAGAAAGAGAUUUGCUUCUUUGAGCACCUCAGACAAUGGGUUUUGGAGGUGGCAGAUCCUCCGCUUUUCCCGAAAGUUGUGUCUGCUUGAACGAAGUGCUACAUGUAACAUGUUUGCAAGAGCCGGCUCGCACCAAGCACAAGGCCACAACUGAGGGCUUCUUUGUUGGUAAUGGAAUGGAAUGUAAUUUAUGAAAAGUUGUUCGAAGUCUUCCUUGAGCUAUGUUCGGAUCAUGUAUGAAACAAAUUUGCAAGAAUUUCAACUUUUGUCCAAUCGGUUUA
Molecule: messenger RNA, 1418 nt
Organism: Setaria italica (foxtail millet)
Lineage: Eukaryota; Viridiplantae; Streptophyta; Magnoliopsida; Poales; Poaceae
Exons: 2
Coding region: 287-910 (207 amino acids)
Source: RefSeq, a predicted model, not a curated record